UGUUAGUCAAUCUCAAGUUCCAACAACUCUCUAACACACCUUCACCAUAUGAACACUAAUCAAAUCACAUCCAAACAGUCACCAUCACCAUCCACCACCCCUUGAUCUCUCUCUGUGUGUAGGACCAUCAAACAAUGCAGAAAUGGCUCUGCACAGGCAACCAGGAGCCAGCUUCUUCGACAAACUUCCAACCGAUCAUGUCUCCCUCGGUGUUCGUCCCCCUCACUUCAAGCAAUCGCGCCCUAAUCGCCGUUUCAGAACCCGUAGGGUUUCUGUUCGUGCGUUCGUGAUUGUUGUUCUCACACUCAUAUGUUUUGUUUCUGCUUCUGCUUUCUUCUUUUUGGCCAAAGAUGAUAAAGAUAAGGACGAUUUCACUGUUGAAACUGACGAAUUUGGGACUGAUCUGGACUUCCUUGCAAACGUGACACGAACAGAAAGAUCAAAGAUUCUUAAGUUUGGUCAUGGUUUUGUUGGCCACGGUCGUGAUUCUAGGUACUGGGAUAAGGAUGAUAGGAGAAGAGACGAAGAUUAUGACGAGGAUUUAGCGGUCCAUUCAGAAACCGGUGUUCAUGAUGAAUCUCAUGUUAAUGAUAGUGUACAGUCGAAAAUACACGAUAGACAAAAGAAGCUAUCUGAAGAAAACAAAAGGAGGUUGAAUCACAGGGUGACUGGUUUGUAUAACGAAGCAGGGCGUAAUGAGCUGAAGAUGUAUGAAAAGGAGUAUGAGGCCUCUUUAAAGGGUGCUGCAGUAUCAAAAAAUGAUGAUGAAGAUGAUAUGGAUGAUGAGUAUAAUGAUGAGAUUGAUAUGCAUGACAUUCGACUUGAAGACUAUAACACUGGCCUAGGAAAUGAUCAACAUUCGGCUGUAAAAGUAUCUCAAAGUGUAGACGGUGGAGAAAAUUCAGGCAAGGAUGAUACUGAUAUGUCAGUUAAUGAAACUAACCGUGGUUUAUCUGUGGAUGUUUCGGAUUCUGAUAAACUCAAUACUAAUGCCAGUGAUAUCGGUGUGAUUGACGAGCAUUCGUCAAGACGUGCCAUUUCUGAGAGGACAAUUGCUUCCAAGAAGAGGCCAAAGCGAAGAAAAUAUUCAGGUGCUUGUGAGAUGAAAGUGCUGAAUUCAACCAUGAAGCUUGUGGAGCCUUCCGAAAAUCGGAAAUUUGCAAGAUUUACAUUGAGUUACACAGAACUAGAAGAGAACAUUAACAAGUUGGAACCAUGGAAUCCUCGAUUUGCGGGGCAUCAAAAUCUAGAACAAAGGGAACGCUCGUUCAUCGCACAUGAUCAGACACUACAUUGUGGGUUUGUGAAGAGCCCUAAAGGAUAUCCUAGUACAGGAUUCGACUUAGAUGAUGAGGAUGAAGCUUAUAUCAGUAGCUGCCAUAUUGCUGUUGUUUCAUGCAUAUUUGGAAACUCUGAUCGUCUCAGAUCACCCAUGGGGAAAACGGUUUCUCGUUAUUCAAGGAAAAAUGUGUGUUUCGUGAUGUUCGUAGAUGAUGUUACUUUACGAACUCUUUCUUCUGAAGGACAUAUGCCAGACAGAAUGGGUUAUAUUGGUAUAUGGAGGAUUGUGGUCGUAAAGAAUCUUCCAUACACUGACAUGCGAAGAGUAGGAAAAAUACCAAAGCUUUUGGCACACCGUCUUUUUCAAAAUGCAAGGUACUCCAUUUGGUUGGAUAGCAAGCUCCGGCUCCAACUGGACCCGUUACUCGUCUUGGAAUAUUUCUUGUGGCGAAAAGGUCACGAGUAUGCAAUUUCCAACCACUACGACCGCCAUUGUGUUUGGGAAGAAGUUGCCCAAAACAAAAAGCUCAACAAGUACAAUCAUACCGUAAUCGAUGAACAAUUUGCCUUUUACCAGGCCGAUGGCUUGACAAAGUUUAAUCCAAUGGAUCCUCAAAAGCUUCUCCCAAGCAAUGUACCGGAAGGUUCUUUUAUUGUAAGGGCCCACACGCCGAUGUCAAACCUGUUCUCGUGCCUCUGGUUUAACGAGGUUGAAAGAUUCACACCUCGUGAUCAGUUAAGCUUUGCGUAUACAUACCAAAAGCUACGGAGGAUGAACCCGGAUAAGCCCUUUCACUUUAGAAUGUUCAAGGACUGUGAGAGGCGAAAGAUAGCAAAGUUGUUCCGGCACAGGUCAGAGGAGACACGAUAUACACUUGCGCAAGAGAUCGAGUGAACCUGAUUUUUUUUUUGUUAUUAUACAUGAAACACUGUUUUUGGGCGCUCAAGAUCGUGAAGAGACGUGUAUCUGCUGGUAACGCCAUCAGUCAUUGUAUAUGUUUCAUUUGAAGAAAUAACAGAAGUGAACGAUCAGUUACCAGUAAAGAUAUACGCAAAUAUAGAACCCGGGUGCAAAACCAGUAGGUGCUUCUGUGUUUAAGUUUGUAUAAAAACAUUGGCGAUGGCUUUUGUAAUUGUUUUUUACUUGUUUUUUUUUCGACAUUUUUGUUCCGUGUUUUAUAGAUAUUACUAGAUUAGUCGGUAUUUUUUAUGUAAGAACAUUCUGACUGUGAACCGAGAUCCAUUCUUUUUGGUAAUGCUGUUGCUUGUGAACCGA
Molecule: messenger RNA, 2557 nt
Organism: Helianthus annuus (common sunflower)
Lineage: Eukaryota; Viridiplantae; Streptophyta; Magnoliopsida; Asterales; Asteraceae
Exons: 7
Coding region: 143-2176 (677 amino acids)
Source: RefSeq, a predicted model, not a curated record